This is a messenger RNA of Abrus precatorius (Indian licorice), 3345 nucleotides long. RefSeq names its product calcium permeable stress-gated cation channel 1-like. Lineage: Eukaryota; Viridiplantae; Streptophyta; Magnoliopsida; Fabales; Fabaceae. Gene Ontology annotation, molecular function: calcium-activated cation channel activity. Gene Ontology annotation, cellular component: plasma membrane. The record is from RefSeq and is a predicted model, not a curated record. The transcript is spliced from 12 exons. The coding region runs from base 456 to 2780 and encodes 774 amino acids.
AGAGUACAGUGUACACGGGUACAAGGGGUGGAGAAUGAGAUGAGUUAAGACACUACUAGAAUUAUUCAUGUGGUGCUGUUCACCAGUAACGUAACGAGUAAGAACCAACAACACUGUCUUUUUGUUUUUCCUUUUCUUCUCUCUUUCCUCACAUUGAAGCCAAUCUCAAAUUCAGUGAUCUCUUGUUUGUUUAAGGUAGAGAUAGUUGGUGUGUACCAGAGGAAAAGGCCUUCUAGUGUCGUGUCUUCUAAGGAGGUUUCAUUGCACCCACGGUGGCCGAAUCUUCUUGCUUUCUUCUCUCUCUAAGAUAUCCGAAUACCCUUUUAUUCAAUUUUGGAUCUUCACCUCUGAUUUCCUUCUCAUUCGUGGGUUUUAAGUUGGGGUUUCCCCUCAUCAAAUUGUGAACCACAAGCACAAAGUGUAUACCGUGCAUUGGUUCUAGAGGGAAAAGAAAAAUGGCUACACUUUCAGAUAUUGGGCUUGCAGCUGCCUUAAACAUUUUGAGUGCAUUUAUCUUCUUUGUUGCAUUUGCUGUUUUGAGGCUUCAACCUUUUAAUGAUCGAGUGUACUUCCCAAAAUGGUAUCUGAAGGGUUUAAGAACAGAUCCUAUACAUGGAGGAGCAUUUGUCCGCAAGUUUGUCAAUUUAGAUUGGAGAUCAUACCUUAGGUUUUUGAAUUGGAUGCCGGCUGCGCUUAGAAUGCCAGAACCUGAACUGAUUGACCAUGCUGGAUUGGACUCUGUUGUUUACUUGAGGAUUUACUUGAUAGGACUUAAAAUCUUUGUUCCUAUAGCAUUCCUGGCAUGGGCAGUUCUUGUUCCUGUCAACUGGACAAGCACCGGGCUAGAACGAGCUGGGCUAAAUAACAUAACUGCUAGUGACAUUGAUAAACUCUCAAUUUCAAAUGUCCAUAGUCGGUCUGAAAGGUUUUGGGCACACAUAGUAGUUGCUUAUGCAUUCACCUUUUGGACAUGCUAUAUUUUACUAAAGGAGUAUGAAAAAGUUGCCUCAAUGAGAUUGCAAUUUCUUGCAGCAGAAAAACGCCGCCCUGAUCAAUUUACGGUGCUUGUUAGAAAUAUUCCGCCAGAUCCUGAUGAAUCCGUAAGUGAGCUUGUAGAGCACUUUUUUCUGGUCAAUCAUCCAGAUAACUAUCUUACUCACCAGGUUGUUUACAAUGCAAACAAACUGGCAAAGUUGGUAAAAAAGAAGAAGAAGUUGCAAAAUUGGCUUGUAUAUUAUCAAAACAAAGUGGAAAGAACUUCAAAUAGACCUGAAGUAAAGACUGGUUUCCUUGGUCUUUGUGGAAAGAAAGUAGAUGCUAUUGAUCAUUACAAUACUGAAAUUGACAAACUGUCAAAGGAAAUAGCUUUAGAGAGGGAUAAGGUCACUAAUGAUCCCAAGUCUAUUAUGCCUGCUGCAUUUGUGUCAUUUAAAUCUCGGUGGGGUGCUGCAGUUUGUGCACAAACUCAACAAACCAGAAAUCCAACAAUUUGGUUGACUGAGUGGGCUUCAGAGCCACGGGAUGUUUAUUGGUCAAACUUGGCAAUUCCAUAUGUUUCCCUUACUGUUAGAAGGUUGAUCAUAGCCGUGGCAUUCUUUUUUCUCACUUUCUUUUUUAUGAUUCCGAUUGCAUUUGUACAAACUCUUGCAAGUCUUGAUGGAAUCCAGAAAGCAGCACCAUGGUUGAAGCCUCUCAUUCGUAUCCCUUUCAUUAAGUCAUUCAUUCAAGGUUUUCUACCCGGUAUUGCAUUGAAGCUUUUUCUCAUAUUUUUGCCAACAAUAUUGAUGAUCAUGUCAAAAUUUGAAGGCUUUGGAUCUAUAUCAUCUCUGGAGAGGAGAUCAGCUUCUAGAUAUUAUCUUUUCAAUUUUGUGAAUAUAUUUCUUGGGAACAUACUUACUGGAACAGCAUUUCAACAGCUGGACUCUUUCAUUCACCAACCAGCCAAUCAAUAUCCUAUAACAAUUGGCACUGCAAUUCCUUUGAAAGCAAGUUUCUUCAUCACUUAUAUAAUGGUUGAUGGAUGGGCUGGUAUAGCUGCAGAGGUUUUGAUGUUGAAACCACUAAUCAUAUAUCACUUGAAGAAUUUCUUCUUGGUUAAGACUGAAAAGGACAGGGAAGAGGCCAUGGAUCCUGGGAGUAUUGGUUUCAACACUGGAGAACCUCGUAUACAAUUGUACUUUUUGUUGGGUCUAGUCUACGCAGCAGUUACACCUACUGUUCUUCCUUUCAUUAUAAUUUUCUUUGGGCUGGCCUAUGUUGUGUACCGUCAUCAGAUAAUUAAUGUCUAUAAUCAAGAGUACGAGAGUGGUGCAGCUUUCUGGCCUGAUGUCCAUUUUCGUGUGGUGAUUGCGCUGAUAGUGUCGCAGAUAGUUCUGAUGGGACUCCUAACCACUAAAAAGGCUGCUUCAUCAACACCAUUUCUAAUCGCACUCCCAAUACUGACAAUAUGGUUCCAUAGAUACUGCAAAGGCCGUUUUGAACCUGCAUUUGUUAGAUAUCCCUUACAGGAAGCAAUGAUGAAAGACACAUUAGAACGAGCCACUGAGCCUAACCUGAACUUGAAAGCUUAUCUUCAGAAUGCAUAUGUACAUCCAGUUUUUAAGGCUAGCAUUGAUGAUGAUGAUGAUGAUGAAGAGGUUAUCAGUCUAAAGUGGGAAACUGAGAGUAUUACUGUGCCCACAAAACGCCAAUCAAGAAGGAAUACACCAUUGCCCAGCAGAAUCAGUGGUGCAUCGUCCCCUUCUCUACCUGAUGGCAUUCCAAAUAAUCCAGAGCCAUAAAUCAUGGUCCAAGAAAUGAUAUCAUCAUUGUUAACCAGACAGGCUAAGAUGGACGUGCAUAUAUAUUAUAUAAUGGGCUACAUCGGUUGACAUGUGCUUCCAGAAUAAGCUUAGAAAGCUGGGUGGUCUUCUCUUGUAAAAAGCUAGUGUUCAACUUUGGAAUCGGCGCAAACUGUAAGGCUGAGAUUCUUUGAUGAUAUUUCUGAUUUUGUUAAUAGUGAAUUUGUUCCCUUAGUAGAUAAUCAUGCUUUUCAAAAUCUGUAUCACCAAAGCACGUAGAGGAUUUGCAAAACGUUUACCCACGGGAUACCGUAAGUUAUCCAAGAACUGAUCAAGAUUUACAUCCUGUGUAUAAUUUUUUCUCUUUUUACCUUCGUUUUUUCCUUGAGAUUUAGCUCCGCUUAUUUGGGAGGAAAAAGAGUGUCUGUACUUGUGCACGUUUUAAUCAAUGACUUUUCUUUUCAUUGAAUGAUUAUUUCUGUCCACGUUAAUUGUCAAAAGAUACCGACACAACUGGGUACAGACAUAUAUACACAUGUAUAAUGAUCUAUUGUUGUUCAUUUUC